GUGAAAUGUAUAAUGAAGAGAAUCUGGCAAAGGCAAGUGCACUGCAACAAAAUAUGCAGGCAGACAUGGGAGGCACAGAGAUCUUCCAGCCCUUUAAGGCAAUCUAUUCACAGCCACCAAAGGCUGGCUAUGCAAGACAGAUUUUGUUAAUUUCUGAUGGAAGUGUGUGGAAUGUGGAUCAGAUGACAGACUUGGUGAGCCGUCAUGCCCAUGAGAGCCGGGUGUUUGCCGUGGGCAUUGGUCACGGGGCAUCAACCUCCCUUAUCAGGGGUGUGGCCAGAGCAGGCAAAGGUCGCUCAGAGAUGGUGUUUCAGCAAGACAAAAUCCAGCAUAAAGUGAUGGGCCUGGUCACCUCUAUGCUGCAGGACAGCAUGCAUAACGUGAGAGUGUCGUGUGAGGUGGAGCCAACAAGCAGAGUCAGGCUUGUGCCAAAAGUGCCGCCUGUCAUCUUUGGGGGACAGCACCUCAUCCUGUAUGCCAGAAUUCCUGCUGACACAGUGGUUAAAUCAGUAAAUAUUCAAGGCAGUUUAAGCAGCAAAGAUCUGAACUUUGUUGUCAAAGACUCAGAUGUCAGGGUAGUUCAUGAUGGGGAGAUGUCACUACAUCGGCUGGCAGCCCGCGCACAGAUCAACCAGUGGCAGGUUGACCAAGAAGAGGACAUUCGUGACGACAUGAUAAGUCUGAGUUUAGCUAGUGGUUUGGUAUCUCGUCUCACGGCUCUUGUUGGUGUUGACCAGGAAGGAAAAGCUGUUCCCAGAGGAGAAGAACCGGACUGUGUGCCAAAUAGGGAAGUGGCAUUCUCUACGGAGGCGGCGUGGGCGACGGCCCUGGCGCUGGCCCUGCUGGAGAAGCGGCACGCGGAGGCGCGGGACCAGUGGAGCCUCUUGGCCACGAAGGCGCGGGCCUUCCUCUCGGGCUGCCAGGAGGACGCGCAGGCGCUCGCCGAGGCCGCCCGUGCGCUGCUGGAGGCGCGCCCAUAAGCUGUGUUUACUUGGGUGCAUGGGAGGGAGGGGGCUUCUUCCAGAAAUCUAAGCCGUGGUUCCACUCGAGAUGCAGCGCCUGCGGGCCACCUCCCAUUUUCGUUGCCUUUGCUUACACUUCCUCCAGGCUUCAACAAAAUGUCCAAGACAGAGCAGACUACAAAUCACGUACGGCCAGCGAAGGAAAGAAGAGAUUCGGGCGGAGAGCGGCCGUGGCCUGGCUCCCGCAG
Molecule: messenger RNA, 1210 nt
Organism: Penaeus chinensis
Lineage: Eukaryota; Metazoa; Arthropoda; Malacostraca; Decapoda; Penaeidae
Product: von Willebrand factor A domain-containing protein 5A-like
Source: RefSeq, a predicted model, not a curated record